Molecule: messenger RNA, 2013 nt
Organism: Protobothrops mucrosquamatus (brown spotted pit viper)
Lineage: Eukaryota; Metazoa; Chordata; Lepidosauria; Squamata; Viperidae
Gene: CXCR6
Product: C-X-C motif chemokine receptor 6
Exons: 1
Coding region: 357-1385 (342 amino acids)
Biological process (GO): inflammatory response; chemotaxis; immune response
Cellular component (GO): membrane
Molecular function (GO): C-X-C chemokine receptor activity; coreceptor activity
Source: RefSeq, a predicted model, not a curated record
AAACAGAGGUAAUUUAUGAUGUAAUCUUUUCUUUCUUUUUAUUUUCUUCAAAUAUCAUUAUUUUAGUGUUGCUUUACAUUGUUAAUACUAUUAUAUGAAUGUUUUUGUUAUAAAGUAGUCCGAUACAACUAUACACUCUCAAACUAAGGAAAUUAAAAUGAAGAACUGUAGCAGCCUUCCCCAGUCUGAUAAUUCCCACCUGUAUCUAGACUGCAAUUGCCAUCUCUGCAUCUCCAAGCUGGUGAAGCAUGACAGAAACUUCCCAGUAAUAAAUAGGGAAAAUUGCAUUGUAGAUUUAUCAUGUGAACCAUUUUCCAAUAUAUAUUCUUACAGGUAUUAAAGGAAGGAACGCAAACAUGGAAGAAGAUGAUUACUAUGCAUUUCUUAGCAACAACACUUCUGAUGAAAGUUACUCAUAUGAAACCUUUUUGGAGUUCAAGCGAGUUUUCCUUGUCUGCAUGUAUUCAUUUGCCUGCAUCUUUGGAGUGACAGGAAACUCUUUGGUUAUCAUCAUUCUGGUUUUUUACAAAAAAGUGAAAAUGCUUACAGACAUAUUUUUAGUGAGCCUGGCUAUUGCUGAUUUCAGCUUUCUUUGCACGCUGCCCUUCUGGGCUUAUUCUGCUGCAGAAGAGUGGGUCUUUUAUACUCUCCCAUGUCAAAUCAUCCUUGGUUUUUACACCUUGAAUCUCUAUGGUUCUAUGUUAACUCUCACUUCUAUAACUGUUGACAGAUAUUUUGUAAUUGUGCAAGCGACCAAAACUCAUAUCAGUCAACACAAAAGAAGAUUCUGGGGUAUUGUGGUCUGUAUUUCAAUUUGGAUAAUCUCUCUGCUGCUUGCUUUGCCACAGUUCAUCUUCAGUACAGAGGAAAAGUUAGACAAAAAGAUAUGUUUUGCAAAUUAUGCUUCCCCAUCUAUUGAGCUGUUCACCGAAACAAUUCAGAUGACACUUGGAUUCUUCUGUCCUAUGCUCUUCAUGAUUAUAUGCUAUUCAAUCAUUGUAAAAACUUUACUCAGUGCUAAGGGCUUCCACAAGCACAAAUCCUUACAAAUAAUAUUUGCUAUUAUUGUAACUUUCAUUUUGACACAAAUGCCCUACAACCUUUUGAAACUCAUGCGGGCCUCAGACCGUAAUAUCAUGCUCAACUACAGGUUUGAAUAUGCUUUGAUCAUCACAGAAGCAAUUGCUUAUUUCCAUGGUUGCCUCAACCCAGUUCUCUAUGUCUUUAUUGGUGAGAAGUUUAGAAAGAACUUAGCAAAAGUUCUAAAAAAUAAUUGUUGUGUUAAACAUCAAGUUACAAGACAGUGGCAUACAACUGAUGAAAAUGGCUCCAAAAGUGGUACUGCCACAAAUAAUGCAGAGGAAACAAGCAUGGUUCCCUUAUAAGAGACCUGAGACAUAUUCUUAUCUUCAGGAUGAUUUCGGUCCUAGUUUCCCUGCUCACUCAUGAAAACAAGCAAGUUUUUAAAUAGCUAUCACGACUGUAAAAUAGUAGUUUUCUGGCAGAGAAAAUGAACAGAAUCUCACUGCAGCCUCAAUUCUUACGCUAUAGGUUUCAUCUGAGGAAAAAAAGACAAAAUAAAAAUAUGCUAAAUUAUAUAGCAGUUUUAGAACAAAUUCUAAAAUGCUUAGGCUAAAUCUUGGCAUCUUUUAAUUGUAAUCUACUGCUAUUUUGAAAUGCACUGCGAAGAAAUUAAGAGUAGUUUGAAGAAAUCACUAAUAUUUUAGCUUGCCUUUGUUCAAUAUAAGAACCUAUUCACAUUAAUCACUGAUAUUUCUAUACAGCUUAAAGGACAGCCUAAUACAUGUAUUUGUUUUUCUUCUGCUUUUCAUAGUGAAAUAUGCUUUACCCUGACUACAAUAUUAAUCUAUACAGACAUUCUAUUCCUGCUGAUAAUAGAUUCACGAGAUAUUGAGUAAAAGAGCGUCCAUAAACUUUGUUCCCUCAAUUUAAAACCAAUUGUAUGGCACCUAAUUCAGUUACAGAAUGUUGCCUGGCUGUUAUUAUUAAAUA